Silurus meridionalis is the source of this 3913-nucleotide messenger RNA. It is a transcript of the gene ntd5, whose product is annotated as ntl-dependent gene 5. Gene Ontology annotation, molecular function: peptidase inhibitor activity. Bases 29 to 1138 code for a protein of 369 amino acids. NCBI's taxonomy places the organism in Eukaryota, Metazoa, Chordata, Actinopteri, Siluriformes, Siluridae. Gene Ontology annotation, cellular component: extracellular region. The record is from RefSeq and is a predicted model, not a curated record. The transcript has 8 exons.
UAAGAUCUCAUGUGAACAGCAGGGAACGAUGGAGACAUCUCAAAUGCUCCUUCUGCUCUGUGUGUGGGCGCUCAGCAGCCUGGCCCUGCAAUCAGAAGAGGUGAUUAAACAGUGCCCAGAUAGGAUUUUGGGUACUGAGAGGAGACAAACAUGCCCAAAAAAAUGCCAGCAGGACAGUGAUUGUGGCAGCAAGCGACAGUGUUUAUGCGAUGGGCCGUGCGGACUCAGCUGUGUAGCUCCAGGUCGGACAUGCCCAUGGCCUCUUCCUGGUGGUCAACACUUCGAUGUGGCUCUCCUCUCUCCAUUUCCAUCUUUCUCUGCUCUCGUGGAAGUACGCUGUCACCCUGGGUACACCAUGGCCAAUGGCAUGGAUGCUGUUUUCCGCCGGUGCCAAGGUGACCGACAAUGGAGUGAUGAAGACCCUGAGUGUACAGGUGGGCAAAAACAUGAAAAAAAUGCCUUGCCUGAAUCUAAACCAUCUUGCCCUUUGCCUGAUCAUGAGUUGCUGUUAGUUGAUGGAAGUGUUGCUGUAGGCUCCACCAUACAGUACCAGUGCGCUCCUGGAUCUGUGCUGGUUGGAAACAGUGAAAAUGUUUGUCACAAGGACCAGACGUGGCGUUACCCACACCCCAUCUGUCAACGUGUAUUUUGUCCGCCGCCACAGGAAGUUAAUAAUGGUUACUUGGUGGCUGUGCAAAAAUCUAAAUACAGCAUAGGUGAUGCCAUAUAUUAUCUUUGCAAAAAGACCUUCCACUUAGAUGGGCCUAACCAAGCUACUUGUCAGAUUGACGGCACAUGGAGCACAGUACCUUUCUGCCGAGCUCGCUGUCCAAUCCCUGCACAGCGCAGUAAGGUGAUUGUGGGUGGAGUUAAGAGCUGGCCCUAUGACUUGACAGACAGGCUGGUUACUCACGGUGAGAACGUAACAUUCUUUUGCAAGCAUCCUCAAAAGCAUUGCAGUUUCACAGCUACAGAGACAUGCUUCGAUGGACUGCUCCCUGCUCCCAGUUGCUACCUUGAACCUACCUGGUUACAGUAUACACUCUACCCCCACCGACUGGUAUCGGAGAUUCAUCCAUGUGAUCCUGAUGAGCUGGACACGACCUCCGAGGGAACUUCUCUUACACUUACGUUCUAACUACAUGCCCCUUCACCACCACACUCACGGACUUCUUGUUAUCAAACUAUUCAUUUCACCUGUUAUAAGAUGUAGAUACAUGUAGAAACAUGUUUAUCCUUUCACUUCAUGCUGUGUUCAUGCAGGAGCAUAAAAGUAAUUAGAAUGCUGUUAGGGUCCAGUGAAUGCAGUUCAUAGUUUACCCACAGGGAGAUAAACAGAAUUUUGGGAAUCAUGAAUAUCAUUUAGAUUAAGUCUGGAACAUUUUCACUCAAAAGAUUGUAUUGCCACACCAAGCUGCCACUCCUGUGCCCCCGAGCCAGGCCCCUUAACCCCAUAGCUGCUCAGCUGUAUGAAUGAGAUAAAUGUGAGUCGCUCUGAAUAAUGAUGUCGUAAUUGUAUUGUAAACUUGUAUUUUUUAAAAGAUUUUCAAGUCAUUCACCUUAUUUUACAAAUCAUUCCAAAAGGCUCUAUAUUCAAGGGGAAACUUUUAUUUUUUAAGCAAAAUGUCUUCCCAAGAUUUUUCUCAGAUAACCUUUAAAAUGCCUUUGAACCAAAAAAUGAUUGAAUUCAUUCUAAUAGCUGGACAUCACACACGGACCUGCUGUCAAAUGGGGAGCCAAUGUUGAGAGAAAUGGCAAUCAAUGUAAAUAAUCAUUUGUAAAUAAAGUUACAUUUUUAUUUAGAAACAUUUUCACUUCCUCGUCGGUAUAAAACCCUUUGGGAUGUGUUGUAUAUUGAAUAAACAAGGCUAUAUUCAACUGAAUGUUUGAAAUGGAUGUAUGUUGUAAAUUAGCUGCUAUAGUCUUGUUUUGUAAAUGUAUUAAAAUAGCUGAAAGAGAUUUCAAGUAAUGUGGGACAAACUCUGUUUGUCAAAAUCGAUCAUAGUGUGUACAAGUACAGAGCUUAGCAUGACCAAAAUGCACUACAACAACAUGUGGGAACAGAACAAACACUGUUCAAUAAAGUUGUUUACUGAAAUAAUGAGCAGUACGUGAGCAUUUCUAAACAAAACACUCAGUCCGAGCACAACAUGAUUUAUACUGAUGACAAAAAUAUCAUUUUGGUUUUAUCAUUCUUUCAUUUGCUUUUAUUGUAAUGGACGAUUUCUCUUUGCAUAGUAGUGUAAGCAAUUAUUUUAUUGGAAAAAGUGGUAAAUACACCACCUGAAACAAGCUGAAAAAUCACUUCCAUAUAAGCUUAAAAUAAGCUUCCAUAAAGAUCAUCUGGAAAUGAAAUCUGGCACUCUGUGUUGUAUAUGGUGAUUCAUAAAUUUGUGGUCUGAGAGUUUUGCACACAUUCUGCUCUCUGUAACUCUCUGGAUUUCUAACCUUUGUUAGACUUUUUUAUUUUAUUCAAGAUACAGUUUGUUACUGAACUACUUUUAACUACUAUCAGCAUCCAAACAGCAAUCCAUUUACCUUUAAACUUAAACAAACGUGAACUUGGAUGGACAGGAAUGGAUUUUCUGUAGAGAUAGAUUGCAUCGCUGAUUGUGGAUAACAAAAAAAAAAGACAUCUGAAGAAAAUUUGGGGCAAAACAAUAAAACUGGAUUUUUCGGCUCGUGUGAGGUCCACACGUUGCAUUUUCAUGCGAACUGUUCACGAAAGUGAACCUGGUAAAGACUAAUCCUUGAUUGCAACUGUGUUAUUUUUCAAUUUGAAUAUUGCAUUGUUAAAAAACAAUAUGGACCAGGACUAACUGAAAAAGUAGGAUUAUUGAGAUUUUUUAAACCCCCACAUGCUUAAUUUUUUGUAGGUGCUAGAAGAAAUAUCCUUAUUAUUGUGUAUCUAAAAUUCAGGGAUUUAUUGCAAAACAAAAGGUGUAAAAGAAAAUAGAGAGCUGGGACAGUUGAAUUAUAUCUGAAGCGAGGAUGCACUGUAUUGAGCAAAGUUUAUCAAAGGCCAAAUUUCACAUGGGCUGCUUGGUUUGUUUUUCUCUUUCACAAUAAAGAAGCAGUUGGGACAUUCCGAUUGGUAUUUAUUAUUAUAGGUCAAAUCUAAAUUUGUUACACAAAUUAUGUAAUUAACAAAAGUGCUGACUGACACACACCCAUAUUAAUGCGCAUUAUAAUUUCUAUUAAUAGCAACCCAUUCGCAGGGAUGUAUUUUCUACAUAAUCUUUAUGUCAAAUGUGUUAUUAUUUAUUAAAAAAAAGACUUCUAAAUUCUUGCUAUGGUGAAGCAUGGAUUCAUUUAUUUAAUGUUAAUGGAGAUAAGUGGGUCAGUUUUCAGUUGUCAGUUUUUUUUAUCAAUCAGUAAGUUUACACCGUGGGAGAAUAUUUACGAAAAAGAACUUUGUAUUUUCUCUGAGUCUCUGUAGCAUGACAAGCUGAGAUUAUUUUCCUGCAAAAUGUGUUUAUAGCUAAUAUAACGUAAGAGCUAACAAGUGCUAACUUGUGUCAAAGAUUCUCUGCAAAAUUAUGGCAAAUAUGAAUGUCAGAAAAACAGUAUAUGGCACAUUAAUAAAGUAAAAUUAGAGGGUAGGGUUAGGGUACAUUAUUGUUACAAUUACAAAUAUUGUAUUCAAAAUAGGCAAAAAAAAAAAAAAAGUUACAUAAGAAAAAUAAAACACAUUGGGAUGUGGUGUGAAAUGUAUUAUGAGUAAAAACCAAAUUGUUUUUUGCACUGGCUGGCAUCAGCUACUUCUGACCUUCUCUCUACUGCUCCAUCAACAUUCCUCAAAGCAAAUACAAUACUGUUGCUCACGGAUGGUCACCUUUUCCCUCACCCAGGCUUCCACUACUCUUUCCCAUAACUUCAUGGUGUGACUGAUCAACUUAAUUCCCCUGUAGUU